AAUCUUGCAUAGCAAUAACGUUAAAAUAAAAUGUAGUCACAGGAUUGUACAUACUUAUUGGCAAAGGAGUGUACCUACUUAUUGGAAUAGGAUUGUACCUUCUUAUUGCCACAAUAUUUUACCUAUUUAAUGCAACAGGAUUGCCAAAAGAUUUACCUACGUAUUGUCACAGGUUUGUACCUACUUAUUGCCACUGGUAUGUACCAACUUAUUGCCACUGAUUUGUACUUACUUAUUGCCACUGGAUUUGUACCCUCUUGCUGCCACAGGGUUGUACCUACUUACUGCCACAUAAUUGUACCUUAUUCCUACCACAGCCUGACAGGAUUGAACCUACUUACUGCCUCAUGGUUGUACCUUCUUACAGCCAUAAGUGUACCUUCUAUUUGCCACAAGAUUGUACCUACUUAUUGCCACAGGAUUGCACCUACAUAUUACCACAGGUUUGUACCUACUUACUGUCACAAGUUUGUACCUUGUUAUUGCUACAAGAUAGUACCUACUUAUUUCCACAGGAUUGUACCUACUUACUGCAACAGGUUUGUACCUUCUUACUGCCACAGGAUUGUACCUAUUUACUGCCACAGGUGUGUACCUACUUACUGCCACAGGAUAGUACCUAAUUAUUGCCACAGGAUUGUACCUACGUAUGGCCACAGGAUAGUACCUAAUUAUUGCCACGGGAUUGUACCUACGUAUAGCCACAGGAUUGUACCUACGUAUAGCCACAGGAUUGUACCUACGUAUAGCCACAGGAUUGUACCUACGUAUAGCCACAGGAUUGUACCUACGUA
Owenia fusiformis is the source of this 794-nucleotide messenger RNA. NCBI's taxonomy places the organism in Eukaryota, Metazoa, Annelida, Polychaeta, Sabellida, Oweniidae. The record is from the annotation of a GenBank genome assembly.